Sparassis crispa is the source of this 1236-nucleotide messenger RNA. RefSeq lists its product with no specific name. Lineage: Eukaryota; Fungi; Basidiomycota; Agaricomycetes; Polyporales; Sparassidaceae. The transcript is spliced from 5 exons. The coding region runs from base 1 to 1236 and encodes 411 amino acids. The record is from RefSeq and is a predicted model, not a curated record.
AUGUCCAUGUCCUUCGUUUUCAAGGUGUCCCAACAGAUUGCUCGCUUCUCUUACUACAUCUGCUUGCACCCUUUCGUCAUUCUACUGCUUCCUCUGCUAGGCAAGCUUUGUUCUGCUUGUCUUUUUCCUAUCCUCCAGCUCUAUGUACGCCUUGUCCUGUGGGCAUCACCGCACCUCUACCCCUUCGUCACAUUGCUGCUUCCUUUGAUAGCCAAGCUUUGUUCAGCCUGUCUUGUUCCUAUCCUCCAGCUCUAUGCACGUCUUGUCAUGUGGGCGUCACCGCACCUCUACCCGUUCGUCACAUUGUUGCUUCCUCUGGUAGCCAGGCUUUGUUCUGCCUGUCUUUUUCCUGUCCUCCAGCUCUAUGCACGCCUUGUCCUGUGGGCAUCACCGCACAUCUACCCCUUCGUCACAUUGCUGCUUCCUCCGGUAGCCAAGCUUUGUUCUGCCUGUCUUUUUCCUGUCCUCCAGCUCUAUGCACGCCUUGUCCUGUGGGCAUCACCGCACAUCUACCCCUUCGUCACAUUGCUGUUUCCUCCGGUAGCCAAGCUUUGUUCUGCCUGUCUUUUUCCUGUCCUCCAGCUCUAUGCGCGCCUUGUCCUGUGGGCGUCGCCGCGCCUCUGCUUGCACCUCUACCCCUUCGUCAUAUCCUUACUUCCUCCGGCAGCCAAGCUUUGUUCUGCCUGUCUUUUUCCCAUCUUCCAGCUCUGUACACGCCUUGUCCUGUGGACAUCACCGUAUCUCUACUCGCACCUCUACCCCUUCGUCAUAUCACAGCUUCCUCCGGUAGCCAAGCUCUGUUCUACCUACCUUCUUCCUAUCGUCCCGCUCUGUACACACCUCGUCCUGCGGACGUCACCGCACCUGUUUCGUUCAGCUCAUCUGCUGCUCUACUCCUUCCUUAUGCGAUCGCUCUUUCAUCCGCGAUUCACCACACUCCUUCCCUACCCUGCGCGAAUUACACUGCGAUUUUUCUACCCUCUCCAAUGUUCAAUGAAGACCACUCAGUCACCUGCAGCGCUCGUCUUUCUCUUUCGCUUCUUCCGGCGCGCAUACCAAACUACACGUGGUAGGCCUCCUCUAGUCAUGGAGGACAUCGUCGUUCGGGCGCGCAUAUCUAGACUAUUGGUGGUACGCCUCCUCCAGUCAUGGGGGACAUCGUCCUUCUUACGCGCUUACCGAAACUACUCGUGGAAGGCCUCUUCCAGUCACGGAGGACGUCGCAGGAGUGUGUGA